This is a messenger RNA of Carassius carassius (crucian carp), 1485 nucleotides long. Its product is annotated as TRAF-interacting protein with FHA domain-containing protein A-like. The coding region runs from base 423 to 1007 and encodes 194 amino acids. Lineage: Eukaryota; Metazoa; Chordata; Actinopteri; Cypriniformes; Cyprinidae. Gene Ontology annotation, molecular function: protein binding. The transcript is spliced from 2 exons. The record is from RefSeq and is a predicted model, not a curated record. Gene Ontology annotation, biological process: canonical NF-kappaB signal transduction.
UCUUCUAUCUGCUCAUUAAAACGAUGUCGUGUCACAAGACAAAGACUGGCGAGCGUUUAAAAUUCAACUACGCAACAAAGGGAUGUUAUUUUUAAUCAAAAUGAAAAUAAAGCGUGUAUGGAAUCUCCAGGUCAAAUAUAAAACGGAUAGAAUGUUUGAAAUAUAAACAAACAUCCUAGCGAAAGCAUAGAAGUCCGUUGCGCAACUCUGGGUUUUUUGAGAGUCACAUGUCCCGAGUUGGAAGAGGUGGAUUCCAGGGCUUCUGAUGCAAUGCACUCUUUGUUUGUCGAGCUCAUCGGAGUAAAGCGAUCUCUGCUUCAGAACUUCAGUCCGUUGCUGAUCGUUGCAAACAGCUUCCGAAGGUUUAACUGUAAACAAGUCAUCUCAACCCCACAGAAGUUGGGUCUCUAUAUUUUCACAGAAUGAAUAACAAUAGCAAACUCGAGACUGAAGAACUGCUUACUUGUCUUCAUAUCCAUCUCUUCCACCCUAACCAAGUCAGCCAUCCACUCUUCCACAACUUGCCCCUAAAUCAGCCAUACAGAAUGGACGCUGAAGAUCCACUAAGGCUUGGUCGUGAUGGGCAGACCUGCAUCUUCUCCCUAAACGACACCUCUGUCUCCAGGAAACAGCUCUCCAUGCAAGCGUAUAAGAAAGCCGGCAGCCCGUUCUUGAGCUUCAUGAUCCAGAACAUGAGCCAGAAGGUCAAGCUCAUGGUCGGCGGGUCUGAACUGAGAUACCUCGAAAGAGCUGAGCUUCAUGACAAGGUGCUCUGCCGCUUUGGAAGAUAUGAACUGCUGAUUUGGCAGGAACCAGGAGAUUCUGAGAAUAAAUUUGAGGUCCUGUUUGAAACAUGCAAUGCAUCCCCUUCACAGGAAGUGGGCAUAGAUGUGCCAUGCAAAACACCUGUCAUGGAUACCCUCAUGCCAUGGAGAAACAUUUUAGAGAAUGGAUCACCUUUAAGCCAAGAGCCACUGGAGUCAGAUGAGACAGUUGUUUUAGUAUAGAUACUUUUCGGACAAAGCUCUGCAAGAAAGCAGACAUCGAGUAUUUAGAAUUUGCAUUUUGUCAUUAUUACUGACACUAUGUUAUUAAAUCAGUAUGCACAUCUGGUAGGUAACAGAAUUAGAGCUAAAACUAUGCUACAAACAUUGUUAUGAUUUCUUCUGCAAUGCCACAGAACCAGUUUUGUUGCCUGCUUUCUUUGUGUUCCUUAGUACGUAUUUUGCUGAAUUUUAUUGGAAUUAUUGUCACACACUUGCUUAAAAGGUGCUUUGUUUUUUCUCUUCAUUAUCGUAUGUGUUCAUUGCAUAAGUGCUUUUAGCCAGUGUUUUAAUAUAUUAUAUUUUUUAUUGUAUUGUAUUGUUUUUGUAUUGACUGUUACUUGCUAAAAUGUAUAUCAUAAGCAUUUGAAAAAAUGUGAAAUUAUGAUUGAAGGGUUAUUCAUAUAUUUUCAUUAUAUCUAAUAAAAUUAAAUAAGUAAAA